Molecule: messenger RNA, 735 nt
Organism: Fusarium pseudograminearum CS3096
Lineage: Eukaryota; Fungi; Ascomycota; Sordariomycetes; Hypocreales; Nectriaceae
Exons: 2
Coding region: 1-735 (244 amino acids)
Biological process (GO): protein import into mitochondrial matrix; protein folding
Cellular component (GO): PAM complex, Tim23 associated import motor
Molecular function (GO): protein homodimerization activity; adenyl-nucleotide exchange factor activity; protein-folding chaperone binding
Source: RefSeq, a predicted model, not a curated record
AUGUUCCGUCAGGCCAUUGCCACCUCGUCCCGCGCUCUGCGGGCUACUCCCAAGGUCACCGUCCCCCGACCCUUCGUCCAGUCGCAAUUCCAGGCUGCGCCUGCUUUCACUCUCAGAUCCGCCCAGCCCGCCGUCUCAAGAUGGUACAGCGACGCCAAGGAGGCCGAGUCCAAGCCUGCUGAGGAGGCCAAGUCGGAAACCAAGUCUGACGAGAAGCCCGCCGAGAACGAUCCCCUCACUGAGCUCAAGAAGACCCUCGAGGCCAAGGAGACCGAGGUCAAAGACUGGAAGGACAAGUGCCUGCGCACCGUCGCCGACUUCCGCAACCUGCAAGAGCGCACCACCCGUGAAGUCAAGUCCGCCAAAGAUUUCGCCAUCCAAAAGUUCGCCAAGGACCUCGUCGACAGCGUCGACAACCUCGACCGAGCUCUUGGAAUGGUUCCCCAGGAGAAGCUCAACGCCAAGGACCGACCUGAGGGCAUCGAGGAUCUCGCCAACCUGUACGAGGGUCUCAAGAUGACCGAGGAUAUCCUCAUGAACACCCUUAAGAAGCAUGGCCUCGAGCGUCUCAGCCCCGAGGGCGAGAAGUUCAACCCCAACGAGCAGGAGGCUACUUUCAUGACUCCCCAGCCUGACAAGGAGGACGGCACCGUCUUCUUCGUUCAACAGAAGGGCUUCAAGCUCAACGGCCGAGUGCUGCGCGCCGCCAAGGUCGGUGUUGUCAAGAACAAAUAA